ACGUUCAUGCGCCCGAAAAAGUUUGGGGCAACUGCCGGCAACCGAGCAAAGUGACAAUCAUCGUCACAAGAUAACCUAAUUUUUCUAGCCAUGUUUUCAUCAGUCUUUAUGCAUGUUUUAAAAAUCCGCAUCUAGCUUUAACAUGUCGUCCCCUGUGAGUUUCGAAAUUAUAGUCGGAACCUACGAAGAAUAUAUUCUAGGCUACAUUUUCACAUCAAACAAACAGACUAUUCAGCAAAGUUUCGCUUCUCAUGACCACAAUGCCAGCAUACGAUGUCUGGCGACAAAUGGCAAUUAUUUAGCUUCAGGGGCAUCAGACGAUCGCAUAAUAAUAUACGAUUUGAAAGCCAGAAAGGAGCACUGCAUGCUCACACAGCAUGAAAGCACUAUCACUGCUGUGCAGUUUACAAACAAGCAUUCCCAUGUGAUGUCGGCUAGUCAAGAUGGGGCGCUUGCCAUUGUCAGAGUGGGCAAUUGGCAGCUGGAAAAGCUGUGGGACAAGGCCCACAAGGAAGGUAUGGUUGUGGAUAUUGCCUUGCAUCCUAGUGGGAAGCUGGCUUUAACUCUCGGAAGCGAUGGUUGCAUACAGACUUGGGACCUGGUGAAGGGCAGAAAAGCCUACAUAAUUAACCUGAAAACAAAGUGCGAAGACCCUAAGAGCUUGGAGAAAAUUAGUUUUUCCCCCGAUGGUACGAAGUUCGUACUAUUUGGAGGCAACUACAUAGGAAUAUGGAGCCUUGAGGUGGGAGGCGCCGUGCAAGUCAUAACCCGCGAAAACAAAGUCACAUGCUGCAUUUGGCAGGGUAAUUGCCAUGUUUUGGUGGGCCAUGAAGAUGGAAGCAUGGCCUCCAUAAGCAUACUUACCAAAGAAGCAGAAAAGGAAAUCAAUCGAGCGCACAAUGGACGAAUAAAGGCUGCAGAUUGCUCAGAGGGCUACAUAGUAACGGCAUCCAGCACAGGUGAACUGAAAGUUUGGGACAGUGAGUUUACAGAGCUUUGCAAAAUUAACUCAGGCUGCAGAGUCACCUGUAUGAAAAUAACCAAAUGGCUGGGCUUUACCAUAAAAGAAGAGCCCCAAAAUGAUGCAGAAACAAAAGUGUUCCAUGCAGCUAAACCAGUUGAGAGCAAAGUGAUUGUGGAAUACGAACAAAGCUCUGAAGAUGAACAUGCUGAGCCGAAGAAGAAAGCACGGGAUCAACUGAAAAACCCUGCCAUUAGUGGCAAAGCGAUAAAAAAAUCAAAGAAAAACCAUGUUAAGCGACUAAAGGACAAGAAGGUUGGGGAACGCGAUGCCGUUACGGAGAAGAAAAGCAAAAGGAAGGGAUCAAGUGGUGUAAGCUCAACGGCCAGUAAAAUGAGCAAGAAGAUGAAGAAAAAGAAAAAAAAAGAUGUAGCUGAUUAAGGCCAUGUUAAAUUUGAGCGUAAUAAAAUCGUUUUUAUAAACACGAA
Molecule: messenger RNA, 1449 nt
Organism: Dendroctonus ponderosae (mountain pine beetle)
Lineage: Eukaryota; Metazoa; Arthropoda; Insecta; Coleoptera; Curculionidae
Product: p21-activated protein kinase-interacting protein 1-like
Exons: 3
Coding region: 143-1402 (419 amino acids)
Molecular function (GO): protein binding
Source: RefSeq, a predicted model, not a curated record